CGCUCGAAUCCGCCGUCAGAAGGUCGCAGCAAGCACUCCACACCCUCUCGCCAUACCGUGGCCAAGCAUCUCCAGAUUUUUCGUCAUUCACAUCGCAUGCACCCGAGCGACAGAUCGUAAAGUCUCUGGCAACUGACCGUCCCUGGACCCAAUCCGCAACCACUGGGCAACGCGUCUGCCACAAUGCCCACUGCUACAUCAACAUCCGCACCGGGCGGUUCCACGAGCGAGCAGCCCGUCGUGCUCUCGACAAUCUCUCAGCAAGUCAAUGUGCAUCCUCUCGUCCUGCUAUCAGUCACGGACCACGCUUCGCGCGCAGCCACAGGAGGUCGGAAGAGAGUGGUGGGAGUGCUUUUGGGUCAGGACGAUGGCAAAGUCGUCAAUGUGGCCAAUAGCUUCGCAGUGCCUUUUGAAGAGGACGAAGGUGCUGGAAGCGAAGGGAAGAGCACCUGGUUUUUAGAUCACGACUACAUUACUAGCAUGAUGGAGAUGUGCAAAAAGGUCAAUGCGCGAGAAAAGAUCAUCGGUUGGUAUCAUACUGGCCCUCGGCUUCGAGCAUCCGACCUAGACAUCAACGACCUUAUGAAGAGAUUCAUGCCAAAGCCCGUCAUGGUGAUCGUCGAUCCGCGUUCUAGAGAUACCGGAAUCCCAACGGACGCAUACAUUGCCAUAGAGGAGAUCAAGGAGGAUGGAACAGCGGCGCAGAAGACCUUUGUGCACGUGCCUUCGAGCAUUGUGGCUGAGGAGAGCGAAGAGAUUGGUGUGGAACACUUGCUGAGAGAUAUUAGGGACACCACUACCGUCGGAACGCUCAGCACCAGGGUUGGGGCUCAGUUGUCUAGCUUGAGAGGUUUGCUCGCGAGAUUGCUGGAGAUCCAAAACUACCUAGAGCUCGUAUCAUUGGGCAAGAUGCCCGUCAAUCACGAAAUCCUCUUCAAUGUGCAAGACAUAUUCAACCUUUUGGACAGGACGACAGAGGCUCAACAUUUUAGCACAGCAACAAACGAUCAAAUGCUGGUCAUUUACUUGAGCAGUCUGAUCCGAGCCGUCAUCGCACUGCAUGCGCUCGUCGAGAAUAGAGCUCAGAAUGCAAAAGGCGAAGAAGAGGACGGCACAACGACAGGCGAAGCGAACGGCACCUUGGGCGGCAAGAAGGAGAUUGGAGAUGGCAAAACAUCUCAGAAAGAAGGGGAAAAGAAGAAGUAGUGUUGCUAUACUCGAGCAGACAGGGUCAAUGCAUGUAUUUCGAAAGAGGUGCGAUACGUGUCAGCCGGCCCUGGUGUCCUGAGCUGUCAAGUUCAUGGGAGCCAGAUCGUGUCUGCCUGCGCCCUAAUGGGUAGCCGUCACGAAUUCGGAUUUGCAAGCAGCAUGUCAGGCUACGGUGGGUACAUAUUGAAUUGCCUUUGAGAGGAUGUAUUUGCCAUCAUGUAGUAGGCGUAGGUGUACGCUCAAAAACGUACACGUACGCCAGUUUCA
Ceraceosorus guamensis is the source of this 1476-nucleotide messenger RNA. Its product is annotated as Mov34-domain-containing protein. The transcript has 4 exons. Gene Ontology annotation, cellular component: proteasome regulatory particle; proteasome complex. The record is from RefSeq and is a predicted model, not a curated record. Gene Ontology annotation, biological process: proteasome-mediated ubiquitin-dependent protein catabolic process. The coding region runs from base 184 to 1206 and encodes 340 amino acids. NCBI's taxonomy places the organism in Eukaryota, Fungi, Basidiomycota, Exobasidiomycetes, Ceraceosorales, Ceraceosoraceae. Gene Ontology annotation, molecular function: metallopeptidase activity; protein binding.